Topomyia yanbarensis is the source of this 3402-nucleotide messenger RNA. RefSeq lists its product as uncharacterized. The coding region runs from base 1 to 1437 and encodes 478 amino acids. NCBI's taxonomy places the organism in Eukaryota, Metazoa, Arthropoda, Insecta, Diptera, Culicidae. The transcript is spliced from 5 exons. The record is from RefSeq and is a predicted model, not a curated record.
AUGAAUGCUGCGAAAACGUUUAUAGCUCCGCUCACAGGAAGUCACUUGAACUCGACCGGGGGAAUCGGUUUAUGGCCGCUGGAUCUGCGAGAUUCAGUGUCUGAUUGUGAUUGUGUCCGAAUCACACGCCUAUCGGUGCCACGAGUGUACAUUCUCGAUAAUUACCAUCGGCAACACGACGAAAGCAACGAACUAUAUGCCGGCGGUGGUGGUGGUGGUCCUGGUCGAGAUAAAGCCAUCUAUCGGUACGAUACCGACACCGGUACGGAUGAGCUGGUACCGUCGCCUCGGGACCAGGACAGACGUCGACACAAUGAGCAUCUAAUUUUGGACUGCGAGUACGAGAUUGAUGCACACGAGAAAGGCUUCGUGCUCAAAUGGUACUUCAAUGGGAAGCUAAUCUACCAAUGGAUUCCCCCGAGACGUUCACCGCUCGGGUUUACCGCAAUGAAAUAUCAGGUCAAUCGGAGCUACACGGUCAGCGACGAGGAAAUGCACAAGCAUCGAGCGCUCGCACUGAUUAGGCCGCUGAAGAAUUUCACCGGCGAGUACGCGUGUGCCGUGUCGACGUUCCAAUCGGAGGAUACCCGGUCCGCUUCGAUGUUAGUGAUUGUUCCAGAAUCCAAUUUUGUUCUAAAAUACCACAAUAGUGACAUCAGCAACCUGGUAACGGUCCUCUGCAGCGUUUAUGGCAUCUUUCCUAUCCCAAUAUUGUCUCUUUGGAUCAAUGAACACCAGCUGGACAACGUAUCGAGCAACGUGUUGCUGACGCAAACCGAAUUGUAUGACAGUUUGAUCAGCAUCCAGCUGGUUCUGUACGAAAGCAUUCAACCGGAUGACGUCGUUAAGUGUAUGUUGGGUAUAAACGGAACGGAGUACUCUAAAACGAAAGAAACUGUAUUCAUAGAUGUAAAUAGUCAACCCGUGAUAGAGCACAACUCUGUCCUGGAUCCCGAAGGCAGCACUCCGAACGCGGUCAGUUCUUCCAGCGGAAGUCCUUUAACGUCAACCACAAGCUACGGCGAUACAACGUCGGCCACGACCAAACUGUCCAGUGAGUUGGAAGAAGAGCCGGUGGUGAAACCACCGUCAUCAACAUCCCAACCGCCGAUCGCGGUACUUCCGGCGGGAGGCGGUGGACAUACUUACCAGCUGGGACCGCCCCAGCAGCCACCGAUAGUUGUGCGACUCCGGCCAACGGCGGCACGAGUUCUGACUGUACAGCAGGCGAACCCGAACAUCGCUUCGUCGGACGAGGUUACCAAUGUGCUGGAUUUCAAGGAGGUUCCCUUCAACGAGAAUCUGCUGUAUAGUAAUAGCGGAAGCUCGCGAGCAGAUCCCAAGAAAAGUUGUUGGAUGUUACUGCUGCUACGACUCCUGGCACUAGUCACGUCCUUUGGCUUCCUGCUGAACAUCGCAGCUAACAAUCGGUUGUAAUAUUAGUCGUGAAUCGUUUCCGCACUCACGACAAGCAGCAGCGCACGAGUUUGAUUAGUGAGCGUCGUGGGAUUCAGCUUUCAUGUACGUGCGUGUAUGUGUCUGUGCAAGUAUCGUUCGUUUUUUCCCUCCUCUCCUCGUUAUGUUAGAGCUUUUCCGCUCACAACCUUCGUAAACCUUAAUUCGUAACUAGAUAAGGAAAAAAAUAAACGCGAUUGGAGAUAUUGGCCCAUUUUUUGUACAUUUUACAUGAAACGAGCGAGGAAGUGGCGUAAAAAAUUAAAUGAAAAUCUGGUGGGUGGGUGGCGUUGUAGUAAAACGAUAAAUUCACUAGAACUUAUUCCUGAUUGCAAUAAUCGUUUGAACUUGUUGAUUUGGUCAGGCUGUAAAUUUUCAAUAUCCAAUGACAAAGUAUCAUAACUCAAUGCCCAAUCCAAUUUAUGUGUGUGUCUGCUAGAAUAUCUGCUGCCUAGAGUAGGGUCAGGAAAAAAGUCACCAGAACCGACAAAUCUCGAGUACUUUUUCAAAUGGACGUAAGUAACAUUGAGAGCCUCUCUUUGUUUACUUUCUCUUUUGUUUAUUACGACGUCAUUACAACACUUUGUACUAAUUUUCCAGUACAUAUCGAAAGCCGACGGUUUUUACUACAAUAUUAUGCAAAGAGUAGAGUAGUAAAUGUUGAAAUGGCCGAGUAAUGAACAGAAGAGAAAGACCUCAAAGAGAAUCUCUCAUUGUUACUUACGUCCAUUUGAAAAAGUACUCGAGAAAUACAAAUAAGGCAAACUUUGAUUUAAGAUGUCUGGAAAAUAUGUCACCGCCUACUGCGCCCGCACCCACCGGCUUUUCAGCAAACAACAGUCAGAAGAAAAGUUGUACAUCACGCAAAUAUGAUUCGUUCGUUCAAAAUAAACAUAAGCAAAAAAAAAACUGGUGGGUAAACAGACGAAGAAAAAUGUCCUAAAAUUGGAAGCAGACGGAAGUCGUCCUCCCACACAUGUGUGUAUCUAUAAACAGAAUUUAUCUUUUAUAUAGCCGUACCAAAACAUUCGGCAAGAGCCAGCAGAACUUAUCCAAACCAGAGAAAAAGUGGAGAAAAGACGACGAUAGAAAAGAAAAACCUAGUGGAACAAACAAACAAAAAAAAAUAUAAAUCGCAAACAGUGUUUGGCUUUUGCUGUUUUUAUGUUCGGCCGGCUGCUCUGCUGUUGCUAGUAUUUUUUUUUAUCGAGAAGAGGACACUGUCCGGUUCAGCCGAGUCCCAGUAGUCCCAAACCCAGCCAAGAACGGAACAAGCCGAACUAUAGUCAAGGCAAGUCGAGACAGUAGACGAAAAACUUGAGACAAGUGCUACUCUACAUGUCUGGAGGAAAACUGUUUCAAUAAAAUUGAAGUAAAACUAGCUAUUUUGUGUUGUGCGCUGCAGAAAACUGCAGAAGAAAAAAACUAUUGCCAGAAUAGGCGAGCGGUCGGGCGGAAUCAUGGGGAAUUGUAUUCUUUUCCUGGUCGUUGAGAGGGUUGGGAUUUGGGACCGGCUAGCAGGAUUCUAAAAACAAAUAAAAUGGACUAUAAAUGUGAUAACCGCUCCGAUGUUGAAAACAAAACUGAAGACGACGACCGACGGAAGGACCGACGAUAGGAUUGAGAAAUUGAAAACUUGGUCGUCCUGCUAAUUGUGUAUCUUUAGUGUAUCUUGGAAGCUGCUAUGUACUUGCCUCGAGAGGCUUCAGCAAAAAAUGGCAAACAAGGCAGUAGGAUCUAACGGAGAAGAGGAGAUGCUUCUGGCUUUUGGCUGUUGAGACUUUAGAAAAUAUUCUGUAAGGGGGAAGGUGGCAGUCGAAGAUAUGAAAUAAGGACGAUGUAAUAUUUUUAGGAAUUGAAAAUUAAUUAAUUCAUCGUGUAAAUACUGCGAGGAUGAAGCAAACCGAAACCAAGCGAUUGUAUGACGAAGCAGGGAGGAAAUAAAGA